This is a messenger RNA of Haemonchus placei, 276 nucleotides long. The record is from the annotation of a GenBank genome assembly. Lineage: Eukaryota; Metazoa; Nematoda; Chromadorea; Rhabditida; Trichostrongylidae.
AUGAAAAGCCUCGCUGAGGCAAAACGCGACGAGGAACAGCGCAAGCUUGCGGAAGCGUUAAAUAAAGAUCGAAAGGAAUCUUUUGUGGACGCACAUUUGAAGGCAGGAACUAGCAAGCCUCAGAAUGUAGCUGCCGCCGGAGAAAGAGUGCCGUUCGAUCGCGAAAGGGAUAUAGGAGGUGCUGAUGGUAAAAAGAUGUCUCUCGAGGAAGUGAAGGAACGUGCAGGACAGCUGAGCUCCCGCUUUGCGUCUGGAACCGGCCAAAAGUUCCUUUAA